This is a messenger RNA of Cornus florida, 2261 nucleotides long. Its product is annotated as disease resistance protein RPM1-like. Lineage: Eukaryota; Viridiplantae; Streptophyta; Magnoliopsida; Cornales; Cornaceae. The coding region runs from base 380 to 1141 and encodes 253 amino acids. The record is from RefSeq and is a predicted model, not a curated record. The transcript is spliced from 2 exons.
GUCAAAAGAGAAAUAAGAUAAGGGUAAGGGAUUUAUCUUACCCAAAAUCUCCAUGGAAUAAUAAUACCACAUGUAACCAGAGUUACCAUUCCUGUAAGAAGGGAACGAUAUCAUCUUGGAUCAGGGAGAAUCUCGCUUGAAAAACUACUACCAUUAAUGCUUCUAUAAAAGAAAGGAUCAGUCAACCUAAAAAGGUACACCAUAAAUUUCAUAUUGAAUCCUUAUCGGAUAUUUAAUCGUCGAGUACUAACUUGACCGUCGGAGUGCACCCGGCCGGCACCACGCCGGUCAUCACUUCUCUUGUCUUGCAGGAAUUGUCACAGACUCCGGAACGUGUAGAUUUUUGGCAUCAACAGGAUUUGUGAAAGAUAUUUCGGGAAUGACAAUGGAAGAAGUUGCUGAAGGCUAUCUCAACGAGCUUAUUAAUAGAAGCUUGGUCCAAUCAAUAUACCUUGGGGAACUUGCAGCAUACAAAUCGUUUUCCUCAACUCCGUUCAUUACUCAUGUUUGGGUGGAAAAACCUAUAUCCAAGUCGUUGAAUCCUAUAUUAUUCAUUGGUGGGGUUACGUUGUUAAAGGUUUUGGAUCUGAGGGGUGCUUCUUUGGAGAUACUUCUAGAUGAAGUUGGCAAACUAUUUCAUCUCAGGUAUUUAAGCUUGAGGAAAACAAGGGUUAUAACACUUCCGAAAUCCAUAGGUAAACUUGAAAACCUUGAAACUUUGGAUCUCAAAAACAUCUAUGUAACUGAGUUGCCUGUUCAGACCUUAAAGCUCCAGCGUCUUCGUCAUCUCUUGGUGUACCGUGACUUUAAAGCAAUAGUGGGAAUAGAAGGUUUGUCUUCCUUACAAAAACUGUGUUAUAUUGAAGCCAACCGUGAGAAUGGUAGAAUUGUAAUGGGAGAGCUAGGGAGACUGACCCAGCUGAGGAGAUUGGGGAUUAGGGAGUUGAGAAGGGAGGAUGGGAAGGAUUUGUGCUCCUUUUUUGAAAAGCUGAGUAACCUUCAAUCAUUGAACGUUUUUUCUGUAAAAGAGGAGCAGAUUGUUGAUUUUUUAACACUUGUCCUCUCCUCCUGGGUCUCUUCAACGGCUCUAUUUGUGGGGACGUUUAGAAAAUUUGCCGCAUUGGAUAACUUCUCUUCAUAACCUGGUGAGAUUGCGGCUUGCGUACAGCAAGUUAAGGGAUGAUCCAUUGCAAUCCCUUCAAGAAAUUGCGUAUAGCAACUUCUCUAUUUCUGAUAGAAAUUUUACUUUUUGAGGCUUACCAAGGGGAGGAAUUGUUUAUCGAAGCGACAGGGUUUCAGAAGCUUAAGAUAUUAAAGCUUUACCACUUAGAAGGAUUGAGGAGGGUGAGAAUGGAGAAGGGAUCAUUGCCUCAUCUUGAAAAGCUGAUUAUUUGGAACUGUAAGUUGGUGGAAGAGGUACCCACACCCACUGGCAUUCAACAAAUAUUUAUCAGAUAAAUUGAAAAUGACACUGGAUCGAGACAAACAGGGUGGGGAUUAUUGGAAAAUAGCACACAUCCUCAACAUUCAUAUAUCUUGAACUUUCCUGGAUAGUCGUUGGGAAGGAGAUUCUGUAGAGAGAGAGAUGGAGAAGAGUCCUUGCAAAGUUGAGAUCAUUAGUAUUGAUCAGGAUAACUGAUUCGGAGUAUUCCUGGAAGGCAGUUGGGAAGGAAAUUAUAUAGAGAGAGAAAUGGAGAAGAGUCCUUGCAAACUUCUUGUUGAGAUCAUCACUAUCUAAUGUUUUUAUUUUAUUUUUAUGAUUAAGUUGUUGUAUAUUGUGUUACAUUAUACAAUUUAUUAUGUUUGGAGGAGAGUAGUACAAGCAACAGCAUUUCAUUUAUUGUGUUUUUGGAAAAUGCAAAGUUGUUGUUGAGAUCAUCACCUACUGUUCUGAGUUUAUAUUUAUUCAUUGUUAAUUUUUAUGUAAUGCAUUUCAUUUUAUAGAGACAAUGUAUAAAAAAAGUCAAAUUCAAGAACUUGGACUCCAACAAUACUAAUAAGGUUGUCCAAUUGUGUAAUCUGGAUAAAUAAAAUGUUGAACAAUUUAAUAGAAGGUUGCAGUUUUUGUCUUUGAUGUUUGCUAUUUAAGGUAAGGUAGUGUUUCGAGGAGCCCUUCAAGGAGGCACUUUGUUACCGAACAAGCAACGUUGGAGUAAAACGAAAAAAAAAAAAAAACACGUUCGAACAUUGGAGUACAUGGAGCGAUUGAAUAGUCAAGUUUAAAAACUACUGAAAAUUAAUUCAAAAUUCAAACAAUCCAA